ACAACAUGUCAUGAUUGAACUGUUACACUCCUCUCUCUCUUUCCUUGCUGCUUUGCGCCCCCACCUUUUUUUUAUUUCUUUCCUUUUUUCCUCAUUUUCCCCCAUUUCUCUUCUUUCUAUAUAACCCCCCUUUCCUCAACUCCCAACCUCCCCAUCAUUUCCCACUCACCCCUCCACAUUUUCAUCCUCUUUCUCUCUCUUCUCUCUUCCCUGCAUUUUCUGAUCAGUAUUCACAGGGAAAAUAAUCAUAUUCAUAUUCAUCCAACAAUAAACAAGAUGUUUAUGGGUAAAGAAGAUCUGGGUUUAUCUUUGAGUCUUGGCUGUUCUUCUAAUAGUAACAACAAUACUACUACUGGGAAGAACAAUCUCAUCAACAACAACAAUAAUAAUAGUAAUAAUCCUAAUUUUGGGUUUAAUAUGAUGUUGAAUAGUAGAAAUCAUUUACCUACUCCUCAAACGACGUCCUCUGCUGCUUCUCCUCUUCAGCUUAAUCUUAUGAUGGCCCCUUCUUUAGCUGCUUCCUCCGCAGCAUCUCCAUCUCCUCUUCUCCAGAAGCUUCCAUGGAAUCGCAGCACAGAUUCCUUCCCUCCUUCUUCCGAUCGGAACUCAGACUCAUGCCGGUCAUUCCUUCGAGGAAUCGACGUAAACAGACCGGCAGCUGGCGGUGAUGAAGAAGACGUCGGAGUUUCAUCUCCAAACAGCACCGUUUCUACACUUAGCGGAAAAAGAAGCUCCGGCGAAAGAGACUCCACAACAACCGCCGGCGCCGGUGAUGAAAUCGAAGUCGAAAGAGAUUCUUCUCGUGGUUUGAGUGAUGAAGAAGAUGGUGGAGAAAAUUCUAGAAAAAAACUCAGAUUAACCAAGGAUCAAUCCGCUAUUCUGGAAGAAAGCUUCAAAGAACAUAAUACUCUCAAUCCAAAGCAAAAGUUGGCCUUAGCAAAACGUCUUGGUCUCAGACCACGUCAAGUCGAAGUUUGGUUUCAAAACCGUAGAGCAAGGACAAAAUUGAAACAAACAGAAGUAGAUUGUGAAUUUUUGAAGAGAUGUUGUGAGCAAUUAACAGAAGAAAACAGGAGGCUACAAAAGGAAGUUCAAGAACUUAGAGCAUUAAAGUUGUCCCCACAAUUUUACAUGCAAAUGACCCCACCAACUACUCUUACCAUGUGCCCUUCAUGUGAACGUGUGGCGGUCCCACCUUCUUCAACAUCCGCCCAAGCCCAAGCCCAAGCCCAAGCCAAAGCCAAUCCGGAUCCUAGGCCUACACCCACAGCGCAUCAUCGACCCAUGCCUGUUAACCCAUGGGUUGCAGCACCUGUUCCGAUCCGGACUUUUGAUGGGCGUCAUCCUAGAUCAUGAUUGGUAUCAGGCUGGUUUUAAGGGUAGUUUAGUCAUUUGACAAGUUUUGGUUGAUGAGAUCUCAAAAAGUAUAUGAAAAAUAGAUGUAUUAGUUUAUUAUGUAAUGUUUUUAUUUAAUUUGUUAGGAUUAAAAUGAUGAUGAUGAUGAUUUAAUGGGUCUUUAAUAUGUUUUGGUUUUUAUUGACCCAAAAAUCAGAUUAUUAGAAAAAAUAUGAAAAAACAAAAAAAUUCAUCAUUUCUUAUAAAAAAAAUUAGUGCUGAUUUGGCUCCCUAGUUUCAGGAAGGAAGGUUUCUUUUGUUGUAAAUUGUCUGUCUAAUUAAUUAAAUUAAUUAUUAUAAGCA
Amaranthus tricolor (Joseph's coat) is the source of this 1698-nucleotide messenger RNA. Its product is annotated as homeobox-leucine zipper protein HAT4-like. Gene Ontology annotation, molecular function: sequence-specific DNA binding; DNA-binding transcription factor activity, RNA polymerase II-specific. The record is from RefSeq and is a predicted model, not a curated record. The transcript is spliced from 4 exons. NCBI's taxonomy places the organism in Eukaryota, Viridiplantae, Streptophyta, Magnoliopsida, Caryophyllales, Amaranthaceae. Gene Ontology annotation, cellular component: nucleus. Bases 277 to 1356 code for a protein of 359 amino acids. Gene Ontology annotation, biological process: regulation of DNA-templated transcription.